CGUGCAGAAUGCCGCCGACUUCAACGGCAGCACCAGCAUGGGCCCGUCGGCGCUCUACGACAGCACGUUCAAUGUGCCCCUGGACCUGACGCUGGCGAGCAUUCUCGACCAGGCGCCCUAUUCGACGCCGCUGCCGUCCAGCACGGUGCUGGACCAGAAGAACGGGCAAAAGGAAGCGGCCGAUUUCUUCUCAGAGUUGAUGGUGAACAGCGAGCGCGAGAUGGCGUUCCUUCUCCGGCAUUUUUCCGAGUUCAUAGCGCCGUGGUAAGUCUCCUGACCGGCGGUUGA
Molecule: messenger RNA, 288 nt
Organism: Rasamsonia emersonii CBS 393.64
Lineage: Eukaryota; Fungi; Ascomycota; Eurotiomycetes; Eurotiales; Trichocomaceae
Exons: 1
Source: RefSeq, a predicted model, not a curated record